This is a messenger RNA of Cylindrotheca closterium, 837 nucleotides long. The record is from the annotation of a GenBank genome assembly. NCBI's taxonomy places the organism in Eukaryota, Bacillariophyta, Bacillariophyceae, Bacillariales, Bacillariaceae.
AUGAGAGUCUUCCAGCUUGCAACUUUAUUUUUGGUAUCAACAACACCAACAGCCUUUUCCUUUGUGCCACAAAGCGCUCGAACCCUCACUGAUGUUUCGCUGAGUGCCAAGAAUAAUAAGCUAUCCCAAUAUGACCCCUUUCAUCUGGACCAUCACGAGACGACCUUAUUGGAGCCAAACAUGAAAAUAGGUGAUUCUGCGGAAACCAAGGCGCUAGCACUGGGAGCUCUUGCCAUGAUUGGAACUCCUGCAUCUGCCUCUGCAGCAACCGCCUUUACUGCCACCGCCAUUCCCGGUGCCUUGGCAGCCUAUGGUCACUAUGCUUCUCUACUGGGAAUGUUGGCAUGUGUCAUGAUUGAACGACUUACCAUCAAACCAAACAUGUCGGAAAGGGAAGAGGAUUUCCUUGCUGCCGCUGAUAUUGCCUUUGGCUUUUGGGGAUUACUCAUUACGUAUACUGGAUAUUUACGUGCGACCGCCUAUGAAAAGGGAUUCGAUUUCUACUCCCACGAACCACUCUUUUGGCUGAAGAUUUGUUUCCUUGGUAUCUUUGGAGCAUCUUCAUUUUUCAACACGACCAUUAUAGUCAAGAGAAGCAUUGCCAAGCGCAAUGGUGAAUUUGAACCCAUGAGCGAGGCCCUCGCACAACGAAUGAUCAAAAUCUGCAAUGCCGAACUUUUCGCCAUUGGCAUCAUUCCCUUGACUGCAACCUUCAUGGCUCGUGGAGUUUUGUAUAGUGAUUCCAUCCCGUGGCAAGCCGAAGCAGGCUUGUCGGCUGCUGUCUUUGUCGGUCUUAGCUAUAAGUAUCUCAAUGAAGCUUUCACGUUUGAAGACUAA